CGAGAAACGAAAAACGAGAAACGCAAAACUGGUAAUGGAGAAAUGGGUAACGAUGUACUUAGAAAUUAUUAAUGCCUUAAACUUAGUUUUUAUAGCAUUCAGUUAAAAGGAUUUCUCGUAAAAACUUAAUUGAUAUGAGGAUUCUUUAAUUUAUUCUUCCAUAUUUCAUAAACCGGCAUUCGUAAACGAGUAAAUAAAUGAUAAGGAUAAACAUAUCUUACCAUCUAUCAUUAUCUGGACGAUGCUCAUAAAGUGCUGCUCAGACAACAAGAUUGAAAGAAUUUCUACAUCCUGACCAAAUCUUUUUUCUCAUUAGUUCCCAGUGCAGCUCCUAUAAACCUAACUGCUAUCAGCUCAGUCUCCCCACACGAAAUCAAAGUAUCCUGGAAACCAGUCCCCGAAGAGUACAUGAACGGAGACUUAGUUGAUUAUCAAGUGACGUAUCAGCGAGUGAAGAUUGGAGGUGUACCAAUAGAUUUUGAACCUGUUGGGUCCGUCUCUACAGAUAAAGAAAAUUCGUGGACUUUAAAGAAUCUCGACCCUUAUUCUGAGUACGAGAUUACCGUCGCUGCCGAGACGAAGAAAGGACUGGGCCCCAGAACGUCAGCUUCAUAUGGAGAAACUUGUCAUUGCGAACAAAAUUUCACGACAAGUUGGAGGCGAUACGAACCCUAUGUUAAUUUCACAGAAGACAAUGAACCUGGUGAGAUCAUCCCGGUAGUUCUUCGUUCCAUGGUCCAGGAAUGUUGCGGAAAAUGCCAGAGUUACGGAGAGGUAAAACUUGACUUCAAACGCAACGGCAGAUCGAACACAUCGGAGCGCCAUUCUUACAUGGAUCUCCUACAAAAUUUGGACGAAACCACUGAUUUUACUUUCCCUGUUUCUGGUUACAAAGAACAAGACAGUUAUAAAGGAGGCUACGGCUUUGCGCCAAUCAUCGAGUCCGCUGGUGUUGCUUUUAUUGUUUACCCAGACACGACGCAAAACCAGAACACUAUGUACCAAUCAGUGCUUCUUUGUUUACCUGUUAUGAGUUUGCCAAUAGUUUUAGCUUACAUCGCCGGUGUCUUGAUAUGGUGUUUGGAAAGAAGACAUAAUCCACAAGAUUUUCCACCCUCGUUUCUUCUUGGGACCUGGGAAGGAAUUUGGUGGUCGUUCGUUUCCAUGACAACACUUGGGUAUGGCGACCGCGCCCCUCUGAGCCACAAGGGACGGUCUUUUGCUAUGCUUUGGACACUUACUGGACUAGUCAUCAUUUCCCUAACCAUGGCAAUGAUCACCACAGCACUCACAUCAAUUACUCUGCAGAGUAAAAUAAAGCUGUACGGAAGCAAGGUCGCAGCUGAGUUCAAUUCUCCCGAAUAUAACGUGGCAACGAGACGAAAUGCUAAGAUUGAUCCAGGUAAAGAAUAUAAAGGUGUCGAUGACAUAACGGAGGCACUUUUGAACAGAGAAGUCGAAGGGAUUCUGGUGGAUACUUAUUCUGCGGGCUUGCGAAGCGAUCUCUUCAAUCGCCCCGGGCUACAAGUCAAUGAGAUCCUUGACUACAAGACCGCAUACGGCGUGGUACUCAGUCCUAAUGUGACCCAACUUGGCAAGUGUUUCGAGCGCUACUUAACCUCUCACAGAGCGGAGAUUUUCGAGAUGAUCAAAAGAAAAGCGAAGCCGAUUGAGACUUCUGGCGCCAAGGAAACGCCCGAAGAAGAGGCAUCAGGCGGUCUACUGGACAGUGGUUCUCCCACCUUCCUAAAGGCAUUGAAAUACGCAUGCGUGUCGUUAGGAAUUGCCCUUGUCCUGUCGCUCAUAUACGAGUGCAUUCGUCGUAUAAGAGCAAGGCGAAAAGUUCACCAAAAAAAGAGCCAUAAAGCAAAGCUUCAAGAAGAAAUGCAGACCCUAGUGGAAGAGUUUAACCAGCGCGUGCUCGAAGUUAAGAUGAAAUUGAGGGAGAAGCACAUCAGACAAAUCAUCAAAUAUUGGAAGCUGCAGAAAAAAUCGAUGUGCUCGGCUGGGAUGGAACAUGAAUGGCUAAGGAUUUCCACUGCGUCCCCACACAAUGGUGAACUCACUAUAUCUGAGAUAUAAUCAUCUGAGCUUUUUUAGAUACGACAGAGCUAGUGUGACCCCUAUAGCUUCCUAUUCAAGAGAGUAACAACACGAUGUAUUACGUAACUAUUUUCUGACGUGCAAAGCUAGCUUCAACCUGAAAGUGGAAAAUAUUAGUUGGGCAAGACGGUUAAGGACGGAGAAAAUUGCCACGGAUUGCAAAUAUUCAAAUCGAGUAAUCAUUAAGGACAUUCCCUUGUUUCGUAUCACGCGUCGUUACAAAAAAAUUGCAUGUGCAAGAAAUGGCGGGUUUCUGUUCGAGGCCAUGGUUUUCAUUUCUUUGUGUGGGUGUGUUUGUGUGUGUACGAGUGUGAUAUUUCCAUUUUUCACUGUAAAUUGAUAAUCCUUCCUAAAAAAAAAA
Pocillopora damicornis (cauliflower coral) is the source of this 2464-nucleotide messenger RNA. RefSeq names its product protein sidekick-2. Gene Ontology annotation, molecular function: cytokine binding; cytokine receptor activity. The record is from RefSeq and is a predicted model, not a curated record. Gene Ontology annotation, cellular component: signaling receptor complex; external side of plasma membrane. Gene Ontology annotation, biological process: cytokine-mediated signaling pathway. Lineage: Eukaryota; Metazoa; Cnidaria; Anthozoa; Scleractinia; Pocilloporidae.